UUCAUUUCAUUCGCUCGCUCGCCAGUCGCGAUUGAUAAGUGUCAGAUGGUGGUUGUAUGUCGUUCCGUUUGAAAUCCCGCGUAACAAUUCCGAACGCGUUAAUUGGAUCUAACGUGAUUAAAAAAACUACCAUUGUUUUGUGUUAUAGAUAAGUGGAUUGUGUUUACUCUUGUAUACAGUGUUUGUGAUACGAGUUAUUAUAAUUUCUGUGUGCCCCACUUGGAUUUUUUCUACGCUAACGUUUUUGUGAUGGCGUAAAGUAAUGGAGGGCGAGUGCUCGGAGGAGGGCUGGCUGCUGGUGCGGGUGCACGUGCCCGAGCUGAACGUGCAGAAGAGCCUGCAGUUCUCGCGCGACCAGCUCGUGUGGGACGUCAAGCAGCAGUGCCUCGCCGCCUUGCCUAAGGUGGCCACUUGGUACCGGGAAUUAAAAGAGAGCUUCAACUAUGGCCUAUUCUGUCCACCGGUCAACGGCAAAGCCGGGAAAUUUCUGGACGAAGAGCGGAGGCUCGGUGACUACCCCUUCAACGGACCUGUUGGUUAUCUGGAGCUAAAAUACAAGCGUCGAGUAUACAAGAUGCUGAAGCUGGACGAGAAGACGCUGAAAGCGCUGCACUCCCGCGCGAACCUUCGGCGGUUUCUGGAACACGUGCAACACGGACAAAUCGACAAAAUUACCAAAGCGUGCGCCAAGGGACUCGACCCCAAUUUCCAUUGCCAAGAAACUGGAGAAACACCUCUAUCAAUAGCGGCCGGCCUAAAAACUCCCGCCAAAAUUCUAAUAGCGCUGGUCAAUGGCGGCGCUCUCCUGGACUAUCGGACUAAAGAUGGCAGCACCGCCAUGCACCGAGCCGUCGAAAAGAACUCUCUAGAAGCUGUCAAAACGCUCCUAGAACUUGGCGCGUCACCGAAUUACAAAGAUGGCAAGGGACUCACGCCCUUAUAUCUGUCCGUGACGAACAAAACCGAUCCAUUAUUGUGUGAAACGUUACUACAUGAUCAUGCUACGAUUGGAGCUACUGAUUUACAAGGGUGGCAGGAAGUUCAUCAGGCAUGUCGAAACGGUCUGGUCCAGCACUUAGACCACUUGCUGUUCUACGGCGCAGACAUGAACAGUCGGAACGCGUCUGGUAAUACGCCGCUGCACGUGUGCGCGGUGAACGCGCAGGACUCGUGCGCGCGGCAACUGUUGUUCAGGGGCUGCGAUAAGGAAUCCUUGAACUUCGCUAAUCAGACCCCUUAUCAGGUUGCUGUAAUAGCAGGAAAUUUAGAAUUAGCUGAAGUUAUAAAGAAUUACAAAACCGAAGAAGUUGUGCCGUUCCGCGGGCCGCCGCGCUACAACCCGCGGCGCCGCUCGGCGUGGGGCUGGUGGGCCGGCGACCGCUCGUCGCUGGCGAGCAGCGCGCGCCUGCCGCCCGAGCUGGACGCGCUGCUGCGCGCGCCCGCCGCGCCCUCGCCCUGCAGCGACCGCCCCUUCUCCUCCGCCUCCUCCAGCCUCAGCGACGCCAGCCACCCCAGCCACGAGGACGACGCCAGCACCGUCACGGAUAAGAGCCUGGGCGACACGAGCGACAUCAUCUCGGACUCGAGCGGCGUGGGCACGAGCACGUCGGACACGACCACGUGCUCGCUGCAGCCCGCCACGCUCGUGUGCCUGCAGGCGUACGAGCCCGCCGCGCCCGGGCAUGUGCGACUCACGCAGGGGGAUAUCAUAGAAGUAACGGGUUCAACAGACGAGGGCUACCUAGAAGGCCGCGUGCGCGGGUCGGGCGCGAGCGGGCUGUUCCCCGCGCAUUGCGUGCAAGAAGUGAGACUACGACAUAAUGCGCAUUUGCAUCAGGUAGUUUCAUCAGGAACAGUCCAUCAUUCUCGAGUGAGUGGCCGCCGGGAAGUCGGGCUCAGUAAAACUUACAGCGCCACCGCUCCUAGGGUUAAGAAAACGUUGGGCAACACGGAGACGCGCACGGUGGUGCUGCACCGCGCGCGGCGCGGCUUCGGGUUCGUGCUGCGCGGCGCCAAGGCGCAGUCCCCGCUCAUGGAGCUGCGCCCGUCCGAGCGCUGCCCCGCGCUGCAGUACCUGGACGACGUGGACGCGGGCGGCGUGGCCGACCGCGCGGGGCUGCGCAAGGGGGACUUCCUGCUCGCAAUAAACGGCGAAGACGUGUCAGGCGCGUCCCACGAGCACGUGGUAGAACUCAUCCGCAGUUCAGGCGCUCUCGUGUCUAUGACGGUUGUCUCACUGCAUUCUCACGCGGGUGUUGGUGAGGUGAACAAUACAUGCACAGUGCCGACCAGCAAGUCGCAGGGUCAACUGUCCACCAGCGGCCGGCCUUACGCCGCAACACUACCACGAAAAGCUGCUGGUGGCCGCAGCCCCGCACCGGCGCCUCCACGGCGUGACCCGCGAACUACAUUGAGCGUGGGAAGAGCAAGAGCCAAAUCUAUGGUCGCUGGACUCGAAAACGGUGGCGAAAAAGAAGAAACGUGUGAACCACUUAGUGUCGCUGGAAAAUCAUCAUCUGCUGAAUCCGUGCAAUUACAUCCUGGUAGUAAUAACGGCACACCUUGUCUCGGUACCCCGGUAGCCCCUCGGACGGCAAGCAUCCGACAGCGCCCGGCCUCCUCACGCAUCACAGCCGCAGAGCUGGAAGAGCUGUUCCAGAGACAGGCGGAUGCUGAUGCUACCGGUGGCAGCGGUGGCAUGAUGACUCGCAGCGCAUUUCAAGAUGGCAGUGGGUCACCCGCAGCAUCACCCGCACGUCUCGCUUCACGAGUUUACGCGUCUGUUGCUGAUAUGAAGCGGGCGCGUGCUAAGCUAUGGAGCAAAUCGGCGAGCACGAGCACGUGCCCGGCCGCAGACGGCGCCCCGCUGCGGCGCGAGUUCCACUCCACGCCCGACCUCGCCGCCGCGCUCGCUGCUGCGCCCACGCGCACGCGCUCCAGUCUCGACCUGCACCAUGAGGGCGCAGUCCCCCCACCACCCACAGGCCCAGCACCGCAGCCACAACACAACGCGGUGACGUCCACGUUCCGUCCCGCCGCGCCCGCCAAGCUGUACGCCGCGCCGCAGGACCUCGCGCCCGUUGCCUACCGACACCCUGAGCAAAGUGUUCGCGGUCGCACGUGGUCGCGCACGAUGUCUGCGGACAGCUCGCACCAGUACGCGCAGCCUAUUGCCAUACACAAGACGUUUGCGAGACAGAAUUCGACACCAGCGCCUCCCAUCCCCGAGCCAGACUACAGCAUGUCGGAAUCUGAUGAAGAAGAACACAAACACAAGGUCGAACCCACUGCCGUCGCGGAAACUAGCGCCAAUAGCAAUACAAGCGGCAGCAGCUCGGGCUCGGGCACGAUGCAGCACUCGUUCUCGGUGGACGAGAUCCAGAAGAUCCGCACGCGGCUGAAGGCGUCCCGCUCGUGCGGCGACGAGCUGGGCGGCGAGCGGGACGACGGCGACAACUCGUCGUCCGGCGUGUCGUCCGACCAGGAGGCGCAGGCCCGCCCGCGCCGCGACAAGGUGUCCUUCUGCAGCUCCGUCACCGUCAAGUCGGGCAACGACGUCAUCAGCACGGAGCCCGUGCACUCGUCGUCCGAGAGCCUCGCGCCGCCGCCCAUGCAGCGCCACAACUCGCUGACGCGCAAGCGGGCCACUGCGGCCUUAGUGCGGGGGGUCGCCCGCGGCCGGUCGGCGGCCGAGCGGCUGGGCGUGGACGUGGCGCGCGCGCCCGGCCGGCGCUGCGCCGUGUCGCUGGCCGAGCUGCCGCCGCCGCCCGAGGAGCCGGCCGAGGCGCUGCCCGCGCUGCCCGCGCUGCCCGUGCUGGCGCCGCCGCCGCAGUUCAGCGACCGCGUGCGCGUCGUCGCCGCGCUGCCCAAGCUCUCGCACCCCAUGUAGGCGCCCGACCGCCUGCACCGCCCCGCGCCCCGCGCCCCGCGCCCCGCGCCCCGCGCCCCGCGACCCGCGACCCGCCGCACUAUCAUGUUCUAGAACGUUCUGGAAUGUGAAACUUCCCUGUGCGAUUUUAGACCGACCAUCUGGACCGCCCCGCCGCACUCUGUAAUGUUCUAGAAAGUUCUGGAACGUGAAGAUUCACUACGUGAUUCUGGGAUAUACUAUUUACGUAUUGACCUUGUCUUGUUUUAUAAUAUAACAAAAUGUGUAAAAGACUUUUAUUAUUCGAAUGAAAAGCGAUAAUCAUUCAAUGGUCACUGAAAUAUUUAAAUUAUCUAAGUUCAUAAUAUUAUGUAAAAAACACUAUACAGAAAGAUAUAAAUGAUAUACGUAAUACAUAGUAUAUUCUAGAAUUAUAAACUUAGCGGAAUAAAUAGCCCAAAAUAACAAUUUCGCCAUUCCUAUGUGUAAAAAAUGUGAGGGCAAAAGGCGAAUUUAUACAUCCAUUUGAUGUAAAAUAUUUCGACGUACUCAAAUGUGAGGAAAUAAAUCAACAAAACUAUUGUAACACACGAGUGUGAAUCGCGUUAGACAUUUAAUAAUUUGAUGAACGUAGAUUUUGUAUAGGAAAUUUAGAACAGUUCAAUUAUUAAAUGUCUUCGACCAGUGUUGAGGAAACUUAAAUCUUCAAAGGUAUACACAGUUUUUCAAACUAAAGAAACAGCUACUAAGGAUUGUUCUUCAAUCUACGUUUUUUAAAUUAAACUUUCCCAACACUGGGACAGACGUCUCCACACCCGAAUCUUCUGGUGCCAAAUUUUAAGCGCUCCAUUACAGGACGCUAUCGAUUUUUCACAAUUUUUCAUAAUAUGCACUGAUUUAAUGAAUACGUGAGCUACGUUUGCUAGGUGUCGUUCUUAUGAACUAGUUUAGUGUUCGCGGGACCUAGGCCCUAGCUCGUCCCGCGAACGAGAAGCGAUACUUUUUUGUAAUCAAAUGACUAAAUGAAACCAAAGAUUUAUAGUAUUUAUUGUUGAGGAGUUAACAUUGAUAUAGUCGAAACUAAUUUUUAUACAUUCCCUCGUAACUAGUGUAACGCCGCGCCGAUUCGGUUGAACCCGUUAUUUAUUCGUAGCGAGCGACGGCCGUUCCCUUAUUUAUGUUCGUUAUAAAUAUCAUAAAUGUAUAUUUAAUUUCUUCUACAACCGUGUGCCAUCGCGUCUUUGAUGUUUUAAAUAUUUUUAUAUAUAUUUGUAAAUAUUUAACGAGAGCUACGAUAUCAGUCGAGAGCGGACGAGCGUCAGACAAAAAGUAUCCGGCCAUCAAAAUAUAUUGAAAUUGAGAAAUAUAAGCACGAUGAUAUAUUAGAGAGUCCUAUUGCGUGAGACGCGGCGCGUUUGUAUUCCGAUGCUUUAUCCGUUCCAUUGUAUUAUACAUGUUUAUAUUUACCGCGUAUUGCUUUCGCCCGCCACAGAGCCGCUCGUGCGUGUAGAUGUAGCCCAACGAAAUAUUUAGACCGUCGAUAUUAGUUUUUAUAUGAGUAUUAAAACGAGUUAGACUGCAUUUUUAGAUCGUCUACGUUAACGUGUUGAGUCAAUUUUCGCAACGAAAAUUUACAAAACUGUUACUCAUUUCUUAGGUGCAAUUUCAUUCUCGAGAAGCGUAUACCAAAUUCGUUAUUUAGCAAAUUGAUUUGGUGAAGCCGAUCUCGCUCCCUAUCGAUACGACUAUUUUAUAUUUUUUAGCGUUUCAAUAUAAUUUUCAGUUUUCAAUGUUUGCAAUGUUAAGUAUUUGAUUUUGUUCGUUAAAAUGUGGGGAAUUGCGGUAUACUUGAUGCAUAGAGUUGGGUACAGAUGAAUAUGGUUUUUUUAUAAAACUAUUGACUUUUGUAACACAAAUGGGAAUUGAUGCCGCGAAAUGAUUUUCCUUAGAUCAUUUGGAACUUACUUUAUCUGUACUCAACUUUACUCAGCUGAAGCACGAGUCGUUUGAAACGUAGCGGGUCGUAGAACCCUAUUGUAUUAGCACAAUUAUGUUUUAUUAUUGGUGUAUUAUUGAGUUAUUCUUCUUGUCAUUAAUUUAAGUUGUAUAAAUAUAUUGUCUACUUAAGGCAUAGAUAGGUAGUGGUAAUUAUAUUAGGGCAAUAUUUGAUGAUUAUAGAGUAAACGGAGUGACGAACGGCAGACCUGCUAUUCGAUGUUACGUUACGUUUAUAAUCAGUUUUAAAUUUCUUAAAAAAUCUAUAAAACACGAUUUUAUAAAUACAAUUGUAUAAGGAAUAAUUUCGAAAAAAAUGUUUAUUUUAAUCAAUUAUUAUUGUUUGUAUUCGAUUUUAAAUGUGAUUGUUAUGUUAUCAUUCCAUUAUUAUUAAGUUUUGCCGAAUGGCGGGCCAGCCGUUGUUUUGUAUAAUAUUUACCAAUUGUUAUUAUUUCAUUUGAAUCUCAGUAACGGACGUGUAACUACAACUUGGUAUACUUUCAAAUGAAAAUAAAUGUUUCAUCACUA
Colias croceus (clouded yellow) is the source of this 6391-nucleotide messenger RNA. RefSeq names its product SH3 and multiple ankyrin repeat domains protein 3 (gene Prosap). The transcript is spliced from 24 exons. The coding region runs from base 263 to 3889 and encodes 1208 amino acids. Gene Ontology annotation, cellular component: postsynaptic membrane; postsynaptic density; dendritic spine. Lineage: Eukaryota; Metazoa; Arthropoda; Insecta; Lepidoptera; Pieridae. Gene Ontology annotation, molecular function: ionotropic glutamate receptor binding; synaptic receptor adaptor activity. The record is from RefSeq and is a predicted model, not a curated record.